Molecule: messenger RNA, 3506 nt
Organism: Tigriopus californicus
Lineage: Eukaryota; Metazoa; Arthropoda; Copepoda; Harpacticoida; Harpacticidae
Product: lysosomal cobalamin transporter ABCD4-like
Exons: 5
Coding region: 1298-3286 (662 amino acids)
Biological process (GO): very long-chain fatty acid catabolic process; fatty acid beta-oxidation; peroxisome organization
Cellular component (GO): peroxisomal membrane
Molecular function (GO): long-chain fatty acid transmembrane transporter activity; ATP hydrolysis activity; ATP binding
Source: RefSeq, a predicted model, not a curated record
GUUGGAUACAAUUUGAAAUGGCCAUCCAUCAUUAAAAGCGGAUUCCAAGUCACAUUUUACAUUCACUAUUGUGCGUGAUUAUGUCCACCCGUUCACCGUAGAAACGCCAAGUCAUCAUUUGAAGAGGUUUUUCAAAGCGCUUCAAUGCCACAUUCUUUUGACCUGGAGCAAUCAACAUGUGCACCUAGAAGGCCUUCAUUGCCGGAUUUCAUUGUCUCUAAAGGUUAAUUGACUAAUGGCUGUGGUAGUACUUGAUGUGCCUUCCUAUACCGCUAUCAAACCGGAUCACCCUCCGAAACCGCAUAUUAGUGUCAUCAUCAAGUUACCUUUGAUUUAUUCUCAUGAUUAGCCCUACAUUCUCCAGCGGACUCCGACGGCAACCAUCUUCAGUGAACCCUGCACUAAAACAGUGUCCUCAUUAGCUCAUCCUCCUAUCUCCUAUUCCAUGUCAAAAGGAAAGAUUUAACAGCCAUCAUUUCCGCUUGCACUUUUCCGCUUCAGAAACCAACUAAUGAGUGCAUAAUUUGCGGAAAACGAGGCUUUCUGUGUCUUUCGCCUUGGCUUCCUUUUAUUACUAAUGAGCACCAAUAUCAGAAUUGGAAAGAAAAUACCAAAGAGGAUGUUUAACAAAUUUCGAGGAUGUCUCCAUGAUAUGGUGACAUAACCAUUGUCUCUUGGUUUCGUUCCCGAUGGGUUUUUGAAACCACCAACCAGAAAGCAAUAACAACAUUCCGAACGAGGAACGGAGAACUGAGAGCGAAGUUCCAUAACCAUUCUUCGAUUGAGACUGCCAGAGUAAAAAAGUGCACCACUCCGAGUCAGACCAUGUUUUAGAGAUGAAACGGCGAUAACCUCGAAACCUUCAUUCCACUUCCUCGGAUCAUAUCGCCAGAUACACGACAAACCACCAAACCAACAAUAGAACGAAUCCUCUUCCCCAUAGCUCACCCCUAACCGAAUGUGCAAAACCGAGUGGCCAACCGGUGUUACGAACCUCUAAUACUUAGUGCCUAUGAGCGCACAUUGUACAGGACUGAAGGCCAUGUUCAGAUUUUUAGCCCAAAACAUAAAUCGCAGCGAAAGAGCCAAUUUGUCAUGGUGGUAUUGGAAAGAAAUGGGAGGAUGAGAGGGGAUGGGAUGGGAAUCAGGUUCCAAACUGCCAAGCACACGACAUCCAGCAAAGAGGCACGCAUGAACCAGUCUACUCUCCCAAAGGAAGAGGAACAGAGACAGACUUGGAAGAACUUUGGAUUUAUAUUUCAGGAUCCCAAAGGCUGCGGAAAAACUUGAGGGUGGGAUGAAAUUUCAAGUUAUCGCUCUCUCCCAAAUUGUCGAGAGCGGAAAUAAAUCUCGGAUCCACGAGCAAUCCCUACGAGAGCUCGUGUUCUUGACCGAUUUAGGGGAAAUUACAUAUCGGUCUAUGUAUCACAUCUUUAUCGCGCUCAAGGAGCUCAGUCAAGGUGAAUGCGAGAUGAAAACGCGGGCUGAUAGUGUUGUGAAAUACUAUGGGUUCAAUUGGGAAUUCUUGGUUCGAGUGACAAAGCUUCACAAGUUUCUGUUCCCAUCAUGGACGUCGAUCCCCGUGUUCCUCUUUGUGUUUAUCCUUUUGGUGCGAGGCUUGGAGGAAUAUGUGGGUUAUUACGUGGGUCUUAUAUCCUCCGACUAUUAUCAAGUCCUCGGAGACAAAGACUUUGAUGCGUUUGUUCAAAUCACGCUCAAGAGUUUGGGCAUGAUCGUGCUCAUAGCCUUCAUCAAGACUGUGCGAAUAUGGUCCCAGGAAAUGAUCGUGGUUUCGUGGAGAUUGGCCAUGACUGAAGCCUUGAACGAGAAGUAUUUCCAAGAGAACUCAUUCUACCACAUUAACAUCAUAGGGAGGGGCUUCUUGGGUAAUGCUGACCAAAGGAUCACGGCCGAUGUGUCCACUUUUUGUUCCACAUAUGGGUUUAUCAUUGCGGACAUUUUGGUCUCGCCAUUGACCAUUGGUUACUAUACCUAUGAUGCGUACACUCGUGCCGGAUGGAUCGGUCCCUUGGGAAUGUUCCUCUUUUUCGUGAUCUCAACCGUGAUCAACAAACUCUUGAUGUCGCCCGUGGUAAAUGCCUCGGCUGAGCAAGACAAGCAAGAGGGUGAAUUCAGAUUUCAACAUGUUUCGACACGGAUCCAUUCGGAGGCUCUGGCAUUCCAAGACGGAUCCCAAGUGAAUAUACGAAAGAUCCAGGGGUCAUUAAAACUUUUGUGUCGAAGCCAGCGGAGGGUGUUCAACCUGCAGUUCUUCCUCAACUUCGCAACCAACCUCUUUCAAUACGUCAGUAGCAUCGCAUCUUUCCUCGUCAUCGCUGUUCCAUUAUUCAGUGGGGCUUACGACGACCUCACGGGCUCUGAAUUGAGUUCCUUGAUCUCAGAGAACGCUUUUGUGUGCAUCAGCUUGAUCUAUCAAUUCUCCAAACUGGUCAACAUAAGCCCGUAUGUGAGUGUAAUGGGUGGAGCCACACAUCGCAUUGCCGAGCUCAUCGAGACGUUCCAGAGCUUGGAAAAGGACCACGCUACCAAGACCAAGGGGGAUGUUAAUGGAAUGAACGCAUACUUGGAUCCAAAAGUGGCCUUUCGAUUGUCCAAUGUGGACGUGCGCUCACCGGGAAUGGAUCGACCUUUGAUUAAAGAUCUUACCCUAGACAUAGAGUUGGGCCAAAACCUCUUGGUUAUGGGUCCAAGUUCUUGUGGGAAAUCUAGCCUUCUCCGAGUAAUUAAGGGAUUAUGGCCCAUUUCAAAUGGAGUCAUUGCGGUCAAUCCUGACCUUAAGGCCAUUUACUUGCCCCAAAAGCCAUACAUGACGAGUGGAUCUUUGAAAGACCUCGUACUACAUCCCAUUGACACUCAGCAGUGUGUUCUGACCAUUGAGGACGAACAACGAAUCAAAGAGCUUGUCACGGAAUUCGGUCUCAACCAUAUUUUGGAACGAUGUGGAGGCAAUCUCGACUAUGAUCCCCAAUGGAACUGGUCUGAUGUGAUGUCCCCCGGUGAGCUCCAGCGUUUGGCCUUCAUCCGUCUCUUCUAUCACACGCCUGCUCUGGCCUUCCUGGACGAAUCCACUUCAGCCUUGUCCUUGGCCGUUGAAGAGAAACUUUAUGAAAAGUGCUCCAAGAUGGGCAUCACUUGUGUCAGUGUGGGGCAUAGAGAAACUUUGAAAAAGUAUCACACCAAGAUCCUCGAGAUCAAGGAAGAGAGCGAUCACAAUACGGGCACCCAUGUGAAUACUAAUGCACUCUGGGAACUUCGGGAUCUGUAACGAUGAUUAAAGAUUCUUCCUCGGCGUCUCAUUGAACGAAGCGGUCCGUCUUUUUCAGUCCAUCUCCGACGGACUGACCGGGGGAGGGGGAUGGCAAAAAAGAGGACAUCAUCCAGUUCAGAAAAGUCGUCUUCUUCAAAUUAAGUUGUCAGCACAUGUACAAUUCACUGUCUGGAAGAACGAUGCGAGGUCAAUUUGUUUGGGCUGGCCUUUCCCUCUC